Molecule: messenger RNA, 2238 nt
Organism: Ipomoea nil (Japanese morning glory)
Lineage: Eukaryota; Viridiplantae; Streptophyta; Magnoliopsida; Solanales; Convolvulaceae
Product: beta-amylase 2, chloroplastic-like
Exons: 9
Coding region: 187-1836 (549 amino acids)
Biological process (GO): polysaccharide catabolic process
Molecular function (GO): beta-amylase activity
Source: RefSeq, a predicted model, not a curated record
AAAGCGGAUGCUAUGUCGUUAAGCCCGCGCUAAAGUUAGUUUGCAACUGUAAAAUCGAUCCUCGGAUCCCUCAACUCGCCUUUUUCGGGUUCUCUUGACCCGCCAUCUGCUCUCACUAUACGGAUUCUAUGCAAAAAUACGUAUAUAACGCACGAAUGUACGUACACCGCUGAGAAUUGAGAUGAAAUGGCGAUCGUAGCUCCGUCGGUAGAGUUGUUCCAGAGCUUGAAGCCGACGACCACGGCUUGCUUGGCCGCGCCUCGGCGGUUUCCGUCAUUUCCGCCUUCUUCCGAGCUCGCCGUGAAGUCCUCCUACUGCUCGCGGAGAUGGAGGGGCGUUUUCGUGGAUUCGAGUGCCGGAACUUGGGCUCGGACUGGGAGUUGGCCUGCAGCUGUGGUCAGGGAUAGAGGAGAGAGAAUUGAGGUCCAUUCUUUCUGGGGUGGUGGGGGUGGUAAUAAUUCGGUUGGCGAGGAGGGUGCUAAUGCUUCACCAAAGGUGCAGGAGCGAGACUUUACUGGCACCCCCUAUGUUCCUGUGUAUGUCAUGCUACCUUUGGGUGUCAUUGACAUGCAAUGCAGGCUUGUGGACCCUGACACUCUGAUGGAGCACCUGCGGAUAUUGAAAUCAAUAAACAUUGACGGUGUUAUGGUGGACUGCUGGUGGGGUAUAGUAGAGGCACAUGCUCCACAACAAUAUAAUUGGAGUGGUUAUAGGAGACUUUUUCAAAUUGUCCGUGAUCUGAAGCUUAAACUACAGGUGGUCAUGUCAUUUCAUGAAUGCGGUGGGAAUGUAGGUGAUGACGUCCACAUUCCCCUUCCAGAGUGGGUCAUAGAGAUUGGCCAUAGAAAUCCUGACAUAUAUUUCACAGAUAGAGAGGGAAGAAGAAAUCAUGAAUGCCUCACUUGGGGAAUUGACAAGGAGCGAGUUCUAAGAGGCCGAACUGCUGUUGAGGUUUAUUUUGACUUCAUGAGAAGCUUCCGUGUAGAGUUUGAUGAGUUCUUUGUGGAUCGAGUCAUCUCUGAAAUUGAAGUUGGACUGGGGCCAUGUGGGGAGUUGAGAUAUCCUUCUUACCCAGUCAAACACGGUUGGAGAUAUCCUGGCAUUGGUGAAUUUCAGUGCUAUGAUAAGUACUUGAUGAAGAAUAUGAGAAGAGCUGCAGAGGUAAGGGGUCACUCAUUUUGGGGUAGGGGUCCUGAUAAUGCAGGUUCCUAUAACUCCUGCCCCCACGAAACUGGGUUCUUUCGUGAUGGAGGUGACUAUGAUAGCUACUAUGGCAGAUUUUUUCUAAAAUGGUAUAGUCAAGUUUUGGUUGAUCAUGGGGAUCGAAUACUUUCCCUGGCAAAUUUUGCCUUCGAAGGCACUUCAAUUGCUGCAAAGCUAUCAGGUAUUCAUUGGUGGUACAAGACAGCUAGCCAUGCAGCUGAGUUGACUGCUGGGUUUUACAACCCAUGCAAUUGUGAUGGGUAUGCUCCAAUUGUAUCAAUGUUAAAGAAGCAUGAAACUGCUCUGAACUUCACAUGUGCUGAGUUGCGCACAGUUCACCAGAAUGAGGGCUUUCCAGAAGCAAUGGCUGAUCCUGAGGGGUUAGUUUGGCAGGUGUUAAACGCUGCAUGGGAUGUAAACAUACCAGUUGCCAGUGAGAACGCACUUCCUUCAUAUGAUAAAGCAGGUUAUAAAAAGAUUCUGGAAAAUGCCAAGCCCUGGAAUGAUCCAGAUGGAAGACAUUUGUCCGCUUUUACGUACCUCAGGCUAAACCCAAUUCUCAUAGAGUAUCAUAACUUCCUCGAGUUUGAGCGAUUUUUAAAGAGAAUGCAUGGGGAACCCUUUUCCAAUUAGAAAUUGUAUCUGAAAUUUAAGAGAGGCUAUGAAAACUGAACUAUUCGUAUCAGAAGAUUAAUAAAACAAGAAUGAGAUCGUGCCAGGUUAGCUCCAGUCCCUAGUGACAGAUGAGUAGGUGUUUGGAAGAACUUUAACCUGAAGUGAAAGAUGUGCACAAGCCGAGAAUUCAGCUAAAAAGGAAGUGAAGCAUCCAUUACCCUUUUGCUUGGUUAUAUAUCCUAACUUUCAAGAGUACAGAAACUAUUAAAACAAAUACAUGAUUCUUUUGUUGUUGUGUUUGGCUAUGGCUCAGACACUCUGCAAUUGAAAGGUACACUUUGUAUGAUAAUAUAUCUACAACUUUGUACUUGUGCAGCAAAAGCUGCAUUCUAAAUGCCAUUUUCAUUCUGUUAUAUUUUA